AGGGCCGACCGGUAAUUGAAAACAAGAAUGUUAUAAGCAGUGAUGCGGGAGAGCUGGCUGUCGAGCGACAUACAUGGUCGGGACGGGAUAGCAGCCUGAGCCAUGUUUAUUUUAUUCCUUCUCGUGCUGUCCGCCCUCGCGGAAGCAGUGUCGAUAAGUAUAGGCCAGCGACGGAGAAUCGUCCGAUCGUUCAAUGUUCUCCGACACAGGAGCUCCGAGACCACGCCGUUGCAAGUAGGCAAUGGCAACUUCGCCUUUGGCGCCGAUGUGACGGGCCUGCAGACAUUCAAGCCGUAUGCCGUCAUGUCGAGCUGGGGUUGGCACAACUUUAGCCUCCCAACGACGCCUGGUCAAACCUCGGUGGAUGACUACACUGGCAUGCAACUGUGGACACAUGGCAGGCUGGUGACCUACGAGAUGCAGAACCCGGCCGAGAACGACAUCACAAACUGGCUCCGAGAGAACCCCCACCGGCUCAACCUGGCCAAUAUUGGGUUUGCCUUUGGGCGCCGUAACAUCACCGAGGGCGAUCUGGAUCACCAGCGCCAGGAGCUCGAUCUCUGGUCUGGGAGGCUAUCAUCAUCCUUUGUCUUCGCUGGUUCUCCGGUCAAGGUCGAGACGUGGGCCGAUCCAGACUCGGAUACCAUCGCUGUCAAUGUCCACUCGAAGCUGCUGAGACGAGGACUCGGCAUCUUUUUUGGCUUCCCUUACCCUGACAAUGAGAAGUUCAAUGCCCCGUUUGUCGGGCACUUUAACCUCACAUCCAAACACUCGACCGUGCUUGAACGGCUGUCUCCGAACAGAGCUAGCAUACGGCAUGUCUUGGACGAGACGACCUACUACACGCACGUAGCAUGGAACGGCCCUGGACGGGUAGAUGGGCCUAUAGAGGGAACCCAUCGCUACACCUUCACCGCAUCACAAAGCAGCAUCCAGCUAGUCGUCACCUUCUCUCCCACUAGGAGCCCGCCAACCACCGCCACCGCCAGCACCACCAGCACCACAUACGCAAGAGUAGUCUCGGCGUCCCGCAGCUGGUGGGAAGCCUUCUGGUCGUCCGGAGCAUUCAUCGACCUGUCAGCAAUCCAAGACGCCCGGGCACGGGAUCUCCAACGGCGCAUCAUCCUCUCGCAGUACCUGGUGGCCGUCAACUCGGCCUCGUCCUACCCGCCGCAGGAGUCCGGCCUGGUCAACAACGGCUGGCACGGCAAGUUCCACCUCGAGAUGACCCUCUGGCACACGCUGCCCUUCGCCCGCUGGAACCACUUCCCGCUCCUCUGGCGCAGCCAACCGGCCAUGUACCGCCAAUUCCUCCCCUCGGCCAUGGCCCGCGCCCGGAUGCAGGGAUACCGGGGCGCCCGCUGGGGCAAGAUGACCGACCCGUCCGGCCGCAGCGCCCCCGGCGACAUCAACGCCCUUCUGGUCUGGCAGCAGCCGCACGCGAUGUACUUCGCCGAGACCGAGUACCGCGCCUUCCCCAACGCGUCGACGCUCGCGCGGUGGGACGAGGUGCUGACGGCGACGGCCGACUUCAUGGCGUCGUACGCCUUCUGGAACGCCUCGAGCCGGGUGUACGACCUCGGUCCGCCCAUGUACCCGGUGUCGGAGAACACCGACGCGAACGCGUCGGUCAACCCGGCCUUCGAGCUGGCCUACUGGCGCUUCGGCCUGGACGUGGCCGCGCGGUGGAAGACGCGCCAGGGCAAGCCCGUGCCGGCGGAGUGGCUGGCCGUGCGGGACCGGCUCGCCCCGCUGCCUGUCGUGGACGGGGCCUAUGCCGUGUACGAGGGCAUUCCGGACAUGUGGACGUCGAACGCCACGACCAGCGACCACCCGGCCAUGGCCGGCAUCUUCGGCUUGCUGCCGCCGCCGGCGAGCGGGCCGCCCCUGGACCUGGCUGUGUUGGAGAAGACGGCCGCGAAGAUCAAGGAGCUGUGGGCGCUGGAGGACUCGUAUGGUUGGGACUUUGCCAUGCUGGCCAUGAACUCGCUGCGGCUCGGAGACCCCGAGCAGGCGGUCGAGUAUCUGUUGCAUCCCAUUUUCCAGUUCGAUGACGCGGGGUAUCCGGUGGGCGGGUCAAGGGUCCCGACGCCGUAUUUCCCCAACUCGGCUUCGUUGCUGAUCGUGACGGCCAUGAUGGCGGGAGGCUGGGACGGGAGUCCGGGGAAGACGGCCCAUUGGCCUAAGGGGUGGGAAACGGAUGUUCGUGUUGAGGGGUUCGUGCCCGCCUUGUGAGGGAAAGUGGUUCCGCCACUGUUGCUGGUCGAGGGAUGUAGGAAAUGGACUCUUCCAUGGCUCUUGAUCGUAAGUGAAUGCACACCGUAUUGAACACCGCUACCUAUCUGUGAG
Molecule: messenger RNA, 2349 nt
Organism: Chaetomium strumarium
Lineage: Eukaryota; Fungi; Ascomycota; Sordariomycetes; Sordariales; Chaetomiaceae
Product: Six-hairpin glycosidase-like protein
Exons: 3
Coding region: 103-2235 (710 amino acids)
Biological process (GO): carbohydrate metabolic process
Source: RefSeq, a predicted model, not a curated record